Messenger RNA from Ornithodoros turicata, 3237 nucleotides. Its product is annotated as tectonic-like complex member MKS1. Gene Ontology annotation, biological process: cilium assembly. Lineage: Eukaryota; Metazoa; Arthropoda; Arachnida; Ixodida; Argasidae. The record is from RefSeq and is a predicted model, not a curated record. Gene Ontology annotation, cellular component: MKS complex. The transcript is spliced from 9 exons. The coding region runs from base 96 to 773 and encodes 225 amino acids.
CAGAAACGCGAAAGAAGGACGCUGCGUUGUUUAUGUUCGUGCUUAGGUCUGUUGUGUGUGUGGUGUAUUUACUAUAAUCAGCUGGGCAUGAAAUCAUGGCGGCUGAUGGUUCCGUGCAUUCCAGUGUUGUGCCCAGGAAGACGUCCUCUCUUCUGCUGUCCGGUGAAAUAGUGUCGGCAACACACUUUCAGGAAGAGAACCUAUCCGUGUACUUCCACUUACAAGUCGACGGAGGAUGGCAACCACUUUCUCCCGUCUCCUGGAUGACCCACACUUCGCGAGCGGCAACCGUUGGAACGAACAACGUGUGCUGCUUAGCUCAUCCCUUCGAGGUUCGUCUGGAGCGUCGCAACACAGAGGAUGUUCUCGGCAGCGUCGGAAAACUUCUCAUCCAGGUAGUGUCCCGUGACCGCUGGGGUAGCUACUCCGUGCAAGGUUACGCGAGUUGCAACGUUCCCGCAGAACCAGGUUCAUUCACCCUGCUCCUGAGGACGUGGCGGCCUUCGAGCAGAAACGCUACUUUGCAGCAUUACUUUAUGGGAAGACAUACAACUCCGUUGGACGUGAAGAUGCACGGUUCAUACGGGUCGUCCAUUGAAAGCGGAGGCACGGUGUCUGCUCGGAUCAGCAUCGUUUACCAGGGCGUACCUCGUAAAGCGACAUUUUUCGACGCAGCCAUUGCCAGGGACAACCAAGCAAGCAUCAAAGAGGUCCUGGCUUCCUUCCACCGUGCAAGGAGCAAGAUGCUGGCGGAAUUAUCACAUUUUACUUGACCUUUUACAUAUGUUACCUGACCUUCACCUUUACCUUUUUUUUUUACCUUUGACUUGACCUUACAUGACCUUGACUUGACUUGGCUUUAACUGCCCUUUUACGAGGGGCGUUCAAAUCAGACCGGGACUUUUCAUUUUUCGCAAAAGUAAAAUGAACUUACAGGCGAGAAAUUAGCUUUAUUUUUCCACGUAAUCUCCAGCUGCACUAAUGCGCUUGUCCCAGCGUCUCACGAAGGCUUGAUUGCCAGCAGCGUAGAAAUCCUUACCGGCGCGUAGCCAGCCAUGGUCUGACCGCAUUCUUGACCUCGUCGUCGCAGCUGGGCCCCUAAGGAACGCCUUCAGUGGCCCGAAGAGAUGGAAAUCGCUGUGGGCGAGGUCUGGACUGUAAGGGGGAUGUGGCAGCAACUCCCAACCAAGUUCCUGUAAGGUGCGUGUCGUGAGAUGCUCGGUAUGCGGGCGUGCAUUGUCCUGUAGGAUGAGGACCCCUUUGGUGAUGAGGCCCGGCCGAUUUUGCUUCAGCGCCUUAUGCACACUCUUGAGAAUCUGGCAAUAAUAUGCACUAUUGAUCGCACUAUAUGCACUAUUGAUAUCGAGACAUGUUAUCGGUCGGUUCUUGAAGAUCAGGCGCUCCACAAGUUGGAUGUUGUCAGGAACUCUGAUGCUGGGCUCUGAGCCGCCCCGGCCGGGGUCGUCUUGCACGGCCGUCUCGGAACCGUUUGCACCACUCAAAGGCUUUGUUGCGGCUAAGUGUUGUCAUAGUCCAAAGCGGCAACCGUCACAGCAUGAAGGGGCAUCUUGAAGUGUUUAUUAUACGUAUUGCGUACGAACUACAAGCACAACAAAACAUGUGCACACAGACGUGCAACGACGAGCGACGGACAUGCUGGCAUGCGUCAGCAUGAAUAUGUGUCACACACAAGCGAUAGUCUGGCCCGACCGCCAACAUCAACCAAGCGGCAUAGGGGGCGCUAGUAACAUGCACCCAACUAAAUAGAUACAUGACAGUGUAUCGUGGCCAUACUGAGCCUGAAGUCUUCUGUGAAUUUCAGAUGACUUUACGCCUUCAUUCACGAGAAACUUCAUGGCAAUUCGCUGUUCGAUGUGCGCGCUCACCUCGUUGUCGGCCAUCUUGUCCAGCGCGUGUCUUCUGUUUUGCACAAACUUUGGACCACCACGUGGUGAACGCGGAGGCCUGUCGCGUGUGAAAAUGACAAAAAAAAGUAGCGCGGGUCAUUUGUACAGCCAUGAGACAGAAAGUCCCGGUUUGACUUGAACACCCCUCGUACAUUUUACUUGGUUUUAAACGAGUGCGCACCAUCCGAAACCACUUUGUGUUUCGGGUUGUUCACCAUGGAGCCUUCUACUCCCGUUAACCUAGAAGGAAAGCUUCUAUGAUGACAGUGGACAGUCAUCAGGAUCAUCUUCGAUAGUGCACCUCACAUUGUCUGUCUUUGAUUCGGCAGAAAAGGUGGGGGCAGUACACAAAGUUGCAAAACAGACGGAUGCUGCCUUUAUGCAAGGUACAACGAAUUCCAAUCGAAUAAACAGGUGUGACGUGGGGACUAAGGAAGUUGAGUUCAGCGACCAAGUCUCAGCUGUUGUCGGCGAGGAAGAGAGAUCUUCAACAAAGAUAAUCAUUUGCUAGAACGUAGGGACAGCCCUGACAAAUAUACGAGCAUUCGUACAGAACGUCCUACAGUCUCUCGUUCCCUAGCCAGAACCUUGCUUCCAGAUCUCGUCUUUUUUUUUUUUUUUUUUGCUUGCCAUAUGUUAAGGACGUCUGCUCUGUUGCAGGUUUCGAGUGACUGUUGUCUUAUGAAUUCGACCGCAGAGGCAGGGAUGGACAGUAAAUACUUUUUUUUUGUAGUUUAACUACAACGACCAACUGUACCUCUUGACAUUGUAGUUUAACUACUAACUGUAACUACAUCAUAGCACUAGUUAAAACUAUUUUGUAACUACUGGGACGAAGUUUAGCUACAUUUUUAGCUACAGUCUUAAAAAUGAAUUUCACCGUAUAGCACGCUCCUAGCCGACCAUGAUCUCGAAUGAUAUCGUUAUCUGCCUUGAUUUGUUGAAGACGGGAGGCGUGCGCCUUUGUUGUGACACUUAUGCUGUUCGGUGCUUCUGCUGUUCUGCCGUGCGGUGAAGUUCAUUUUUAAGAGUGUACCUUUGCAUUUUGUGCGUGGUGUCCAGCCUGAAGUACACCGACGGUUUAAGCAGGACGGUUUCGUUAGCGACCAUCGUGGGAACAUGCCUGUUGCCUGAACACUUCAUAUAUCGGGUGUUGCCUUAUCCACCAAUGAAUUACGUGUUCUUGAGCUGACUUCGCAACGGGGAGUGCUGAGUAACAGCGUCAUACAGACUUCGCCAGUCCCCAACCCCGCUUAUCUGACUGAUAUGCGCCCUUUCUCUGUUAUGAUCGCGCGGACGAAACACAGUUUAUCGCAUAGUACACUCUUAA